Messenger RNA from Condylura cristata (star-nosed mole), 3759 nucleotides. RefSeq names its product epithelial cell transforming 2 (gene ECT2). Gene Ontology annotation, molecular function: guanyl-nucleotide exchange factor activity; GTPase activator activity. Gene Ontology annotation, biological process: nervous system development; regulation of cytokinesis, actomyosin contractile ring assembly; activation of GTPase activity. The record is from RefSeq and is a predicted model, not a curated record. Bases 126 to 2870 code for a protein of 914 amino acids. Gene Ontology annotation, cellular component: nucleus; cell cortex. Lineage: Eukaryota; Metazoa; Chordata; Mammalia; Eulipotyphla; Talpidae. The transcript has 25 exons.
UCGCUUUUUGAAUUGGCGGUACCCGCUCGGGGCAUGCACGGGCGGUAACGGUGAGAGGAAUCGGCGCUUGAAGAGGUGAACUUUCCAGGACAUUUUUUGAGUGCUGACAUAGAAGAGUUUAAACAAUGGCUGACAACAGUGUAUUAACAUCCACUACUGAGAGGACAAGCUUCGCUGAUUCUUCCAUUUUUGAUUCUAAAGUUACAGAAAAUUCUAAGGAAAACUUAUUUAUUGCAUCUACUUCAUAUGUUGAAGAAGAAAUGCCUCAGAUUGAAACAAGAAUGAUAUUGGUUCAAGAAGCUGGAAAACAAGAAGAACUUAUUAAAGCUUUAGAGACUAUUAAAAUAAUGGAAGUCCCUGUAAUAAAGAUAAAAGAAAGUUGUCCUGGAAAAUCGGAUGAAAAAUUAAUAAAAAGUGUUGUUAAUAUGGAAAUUAAAGUGCCCUUUGUAAAGAUGGAAUCAGUGGAAGAAUUUGAAAGUUUGGAUUCUCCAGAAUUUGAAAAUGUAUUUGUAGUCAUGGACUUCCAGGACUCUGCCUUUAAUGACUUAUACAAGACUGAUUGUAGAGUUGUUGGGCCACCAGUUGUGUUAAACUGUGCAAAAAAAGGAGAGCCUUUGCCAUUUUCAUGUCGCCCACUGUAUUGUACAAGUAUGAUGAAUAUAGUAUUGUGCUUUACUGGAUUUAGGAAGAAAGAAGAGCUAGUCAGAUUGGUGACAUUGGUUCAUCACAUGGGUGGAGUUAUUCGAAAAGACUUUAAUUCAAAAGUUACACACUUAGUGGCAAAUUGUACACAAGGAGAAAAAUUCAGGAUUGCUGUGAGCCUGGGUACCCCAAUUAUGAAGCCAGAGUGGAUUUAUAAAGCUUGGGAAAGGCGAAACGAACAGGGUUUCUGUGCAGCAGCUGAUGAUUUUAGAAAUGAAUUUAAAGUUCCUCCAUUUCAAGGUUGCAUUUUAAGUUUCCUGGGAUUUUCAGAUGAAGAGAAAGCCAACAUGGAAGAAAUGACUGAAAUGCAAGGAGGUAGUUAUUUGCCAGUUGGAGAUGAAAGGUGUACUCACCUUAUAGUUGAAGAAAAUAUAGUAAAAGAGCUUCCAUUUGAACCUUUAAAGAAACUUUAUGUUGUCAAGCAAGAGUGGUUCUGGGGAAGCAUUCAAAUGGAUGCCCGAGCUGGGGAAACUAUGUAUUUAUAUGAAAAGGCUAAUACCCCAGAACUCAAGAAAUCAGUGUCACUGCUUUCUUUAAGUACCCCAAACAGCAACCGCAAAAAACGUCGUUUAAAGGAGACACUUGCUCAACUUUCGAGAGAGACAGACUUGUCACCUUUUCCUCCCCGUAAGCGUCCAUCAGCUGAACAUUCCCUUUCUAUAGGGUCACUCCUAGAUAUCUCCAACACAACAGAGUCGAGCAUUAACUAUGGAGAAACACCAAAGUCUUGUUCUAAAUCUUCUAAAAAUCCCACUCCAGUUCCUUCAAAGCAGUCAGCCAGGUGGCAAGUUGCAAAAGAACUCUAUCAGACUGAAAGUAAUUAUGUAAAUAUAUUGGCCACAAUUAUUCAGUUAUUUCAAGUUCCAUUGGAAGAGGAAGGGCAACGUGGUGGGCCUAUUCUUGCACCAGAAGAGAUUAAAACCAUUUUUGGGAGUAUCCCAGAUAUCUUUGAUGUACAUACUAAGAUAAAGGAUGACCUUGAAGACCUUAUUGUUAAUUGGGAUGAGAACAAAAGCAUUGGUGACAUCUUUCUUAAAUAUUCAAAAGAUUUGGUAAAAACCUACCCUCCCUUUGUAAACUUCUUUGAAAUGAGCAAGGAAACAAUUAUUAAAUGUGAAAAACAGAAACCACGAUUUCAUGCUUUUCUGAAGAUAAACCAAGCUAAACCAGAAUGUGGACGACAGAGCCUUGCUGAACUUCUCAUUCGACCCGUUCAGAGGUUACCCAGUGUUGUGUUACUUUUAAAUGAUCUUAAGAAGCAUACAGCUGAAGAAAAUCCUGAUAAAUGUACUCUAGAGAAAGCUAUUGAAUCACUAAAGGAGGUCAUGACGCAUAUUAAUGAGGAUAAAAGAAAAACAGAAGCCCAAAAACAAAUUUUUGAUGUUGUUUAUGAAGUAGAUGGAUGUCCAGCUAAUCUUUUGUCUUCUCACCGAAGUUUAAUACAAAGAGUUGAAACAAUUUCUUUAGGUGAGCACCCGUGUGACAGAGGAGAACAAGUAACUCUCUUUCUCUUCAAUGACUGCCUAGAGAUAGCAAGAAAACGACACAAGGUUAUUGGGACUUUCAGGAGUCCUCACGGCCAUACUCGACCUCCAGCUUCUCUUAAGCAUAUUCACCUAAUGCCUCUUUCUCAAAUUAAGAAGGUUCUAGACAUAAGAGAGACAGAAGAUUGUCAUAAUGCUUUUGCCUUGCUUGUGAGGCCACCGACAGAGCAGGCAAAUGUGCUGCUCAGUUUCCAGAUGACAUCAGAAGAACUUCCAAAAGAAAAUUGGCUAAAAAUGCUGUGUCGACAUGUAGCCAACACCAUUUGUAAAGCAGAUACGGAGAAUCUUAUUUACACUGCUGACCCAGAAUCCUUUGAAGUUAAUACAAAAGACAUGGACAGUACAUUAAGUAGAGCAUCUAGAGCAAUAAAAAAGACUUCCAAAAAAGUUACAAGAGCAUUCUCUUUCUCCAAAACACCAAAAAGAGCUCUAAGGAGAGCUCUUAUGACAUCCCAAAGCUCAGUGGAGGGAAGAAGUCCUCUCAGCAAUGAUAAGCAUGUAAUGAGUCGUUUGUCUAGCACAUCAUCAUUAGCAGGUAUUCCAUCUCCCUCCCUUGUCAGCCUUCCUUCAUUCUUUGAAAGAAGAAGUCAUACUUUAAGUAGAUCUACAACUCAUUUGAUAUGAAGCUUAAAAGAGAAUCUUAGUUUACAGAAAUUUAUAAACACCUCAUAUUCAAAUAAGAAACUGACAUAAAUGGUACUUGUCAUUAGCACUUGGUGGAAGUUGGAAAGAAGAUAGGUAACACUAUUAUACUAUUUGAUUUUCUCCUUGAAAAGAAUAAGGCUAACCUUGUACAUUCUUCAGGUUGAUUCAUGUAAAAAGUUUAUUGAUUUUGAUGUAAUUUAUCUCUUGCUCAAAUCCCUCAUUCAAAGACUAAUAAUUUAAGUUAUUCAUGUACUAGUAGCUUUGCAACUUUAUGUGGCAAAUAAAUUUUAUUGGUGGUUGCCAAAUACUGCUGUGAAUCUAUUUGUGUAGUAUCCACAAUGAAUUUUUUGAGUGACAUUUUUGUUUAUUUCAGCUGGUACAGAAAUUAAGUGAUGUUAUACUACUCAAUUUGAUAAAAACCUGUGUACAUUUCUGAUUAAGUAGCAUGGUCUUGUUUCAGGUAUGCUGUUAAAGUAGGUUUUUAGCUUGUCCUUUGCAGUUGUAUUCUCAAAUGUUUUCAAGAUCUGGCAUGUAAAUAUAAAAAGAUUUGCCCUUAUUAAUAGGAGUAACAGUCAAACAAGAUUAUUUCAAAGUAUUUUUGCAAGUUGAUCUAAUGACAUAAAGCUAAAAAAAUGUAUAGAUUUUGCACAAACAUGAUAAUUGGUAUAUACUUGCAGCUAUUUAGAGAGAAUAUACUUAUGGUGAUUUUACCCACUUGCAAAUCUUGAUAUGGUUCGAUAAUGUAUGGAGUUUUAUUUUGAAAGAUAAGGCCAUGGGUUAAUUGUGGUAAAGAUUGCUUAUAUUCUUUCUGAAAUAAUUCUAAAGUAAGCACUGGUUUUACUAAUCUGUAAAUACGUAGAUAUAUGUG